Molecule: messenger RNA, 2322 nt
Organism: Malassezia pachydermatis
Lineage: Eukaryota; Fungi; Basidiomycota; Malasseziomycetes; Malasseziales; Malasseziaceae
Product: mnr2-manganese resistance protein
Exons: 1
Coding region: 1-2322 (773 amino acids)
Biological process (GO): intracellular magnesium ion homeostasis; magnesium ion transmembrane transport
Cellular component (GO): plasma membrane
Molecular function (GO): magnesium ion transmembrane transporter activity
Source: RefSeq, a predicted model, not a curated record
AUGUCUACACCACCUAUUCGUUUUCGUGACAACCCUCAUGAGGAGGGUGAAGCAUCUCCAAUUGAUAUAGGGAGCUCAUGGAAAGACCAUGAUUUGAACGAAGAGGCGCAGCGUGAGCAAGAUUUGGAGGCUGCUCGUCUGAUGAGCAUGGCACGGGAACAUACCAGCUCCAGCCACCUUUGGAUGGAUGGUAAUGAGACGAAGCUCAGUACACCAAUGGCUGCUAUGCCAAUGCGUGGCUCGCAGAACUCAGCCGCAUUAAAACGUUUCUAUCGUCACAAUGCUGGAUCGACGGCCAGCCUCGAUAGCCAACACCACUUUAUUGAUCAUCGCAAUCAAUCACACUCGCUCUCUGUCAACCCUAACUCACCCCUUGCCAUCCGUGCAAUGCAAGGUGCGAAGAGUAUGCAUGACCCGCCAGAGGGUGAAGGAGACGCACACCUGGCUGACGAGACGGCGACGAAGAGAGACCAGCCAACGACAGCUACAUCGCCGACAACGCAUCCUGACCGUGAGUAUGGAGGUUCGUAUCAAGAGUCUACCGCUGGCUCUCUACAUGGCAUGAUGCAAUCUUCCCACACAACAGCCGGCCGGGAUACGCCGCUUGAAGACGAUGUGUGCUUCCCGCCACCAAACCAUGUCGACGAGCAACCUAUGCAUGAGAAGCAAGGCUCAGUCUCGCACAAUGCUGCGCCACCAGGCUAUCCUUAUACGUUUGAUCUCACGGCUCUCGAUUCGUUCGUCCAGGAAGAGCGUGAACGCCAGGGACACAUUGGAUCCUUUACGCACCUUUCGUCGUUCGGCAGUGGGUCUGGCGCACGAAGUCAGUUUGGCUAUUCUCUGACGGGUGGUGAUGCGAAGCUAUACAGCCGCCGACCCCGUCGUGCGCAGACAGGCUUGUCUGAGGGCGGUGGGAAGUACCAGCGCAAGUUGGCGAUGUUUGAGGGAGGUCAUUCGUUCGGUCAAGCAAGCGAAUCGCCAAAACUCAAGGCGACAUCGCCUUUGUCCAUGGAGCCAGACGACGCGAACCGUCCGUUGUUGAAGGGCACGUCGCAGCCCACGUAUCAUGGCAUGCCUAGGGACGAGCCGCCUGCGCAACCGUCGCUUACGCGUGCACAGACUGUGCCGAAUACGCGCGCCCCACGGUCGAGCGUGCCCAUUCCUGGUACAGCGCACGACAAGCCAUACCGCUUUACGUUUUAUUCAAAUGCCCUACCAUCUACUAUCCAUGCGCGGUACUUGUCGGAGCUUCCUGGCCAGGGGCAGAGCUUUGAGGAUUUGUUCCGUGGUGUGCCGAGUGAGGCAGACAUGCAAGAGAUGAAAGAAAAGUCGGCGCCAUUGAUUCCUGGAGUGCCGAUGUUGGGAGGUGAGCAGAGCCAUGAACCGGACUCAAAGACGUGGUGGCUGGACGUGCUAUGCCCGACGGACCAAGAGAUGAAAGUGUUGGCACGCACCUUUGGCAUCCAUCCCCUUACGACCGAAGAUAUUUUGAUGGAAGAGACACGCGAGAAGAUUGAAUUGUUCCGCAACUAUUACCUCGUGUGUUUCCGUUCGUUUGAUCAGGAUCCUUACAGUCCGACGUAUUUGGAGCCCCUGAACAUGUAUAUUAUUGUAUUCCGUGAGGGAACGCUAUCGUUCCACUUCCGUCAGACGCCUCAUCCGCAGAAUGUGCGCCGCCGCAUCAAGCAGUUGAAAGACUACAUCAAUGUGACGUCUGACUGGAUUUCGUAUGCGCUGAUCGACGAUAUCACUGAUGCUUUUGCGCCGUUGAUUCAGAGCAUUGAGUUUGAGGUCGACAGCAUUGACGAGUUGGUACUCAUUCUGAAGGAAGCCGAGCAAAGUGAUAUGCUUCGACGUAUCGGUACCUGCCGUAAGAAGGUCAUGGGUCUGUUGCGUCUGAUGGGCAACAAGGCCGAUGUGGUGAAAGGUCUGGCGAAGCGCAGUAACGAGUACUGGAGUGUCGCGCCCAAGUCGGACAUUGGCAUGUAUCUCUCGGAUAUCCAAGAUCAUUUGAUUACGAUGACACAGAACUUGAACCACUAUGAAAUGAUUCUCUCGCGCUCGCACAGCAACUACCUCGCUCAAAUCAGUAUCGAGAUGACAGAUGCCAACAACCAGAUCAACGACGUGCUGAGCAAGCUCACAGCACUGGGUACAGUCAUUGUCCCGAUGAACGUCAUUACCGGUCUUUGGGGUAUGAACGUGCAAGUGCCUGGGCAGAAUGUGGAAAAUCUAAAUUGGUUCGGCGGCAUUUGCGCGGUCAUGGUCGUGAUUGCCGUGUCCGGCUACAUUACAACGGUGCGCUAUUUGAGCGGGCGAUAA